AUGGCGUUUGAAAAACGCAGAUCCGACGACCGGAAGCGAUGGAUUAGCGAGAGGCUGCGGUCGGUGCAAUCGCCAGAAGCAACGCAGAACGGUACAUCUGCGAAUGAAGCGACAUUCUCAGAAUUUGUGGACCAUGAGUUGUUUCGAUAUUCACUGCUUGACUUAAAGCGAUCAAUUCCCUCCGUUGUCGAUGGUCUAAAACCAUCACAACGAAAAGUGAUGCACACGUUACUACGUAGAAAUUCCAAUAAGGAGAUUAAAGUGAAUCAACUUGCUGCGGCUGUCGCUCUCAACGAGGCUUAUCAUCAUGGAGAGGCAACUUUAGUAACAACUAUAGUGAGAAUGGCACAGGAUUUCGUAGGGAUGAACAAUGUGUGUCUUCUGGAACCAUUGGGGCAAUUUGGUACCAGACAUGAAGGAGGCGAUGAUGCAGCCAGUUCACGAUAUAUCUAUACUUGCCUAAAACCAAUAACACGUUUGAUUUUCCCAGCAGCUGAUGACGGAUUGCUCAAUUAUUUACAAGAAGAAAAUCAGCAAGUCGAACCUGACUGGUACUGCCCAGUUAUCCCCGUAGUUCUUGUGAAUGGUGCAGAUGGAGUGGCUACAGGCUGGUCUACCCAUGUGCUAAGCCACAGCAUCCUCGAAGUAAUUGAUAAUGUUCGCCGUCUAAUCGAUGGAGAUGAAAUUGAGAAAAUGAUCCCAUCGUUCUCCGGUUUCUCUGGGAAAAUCGAGGAGAUAGGCGAGAAUAGCUACGAAAUUAGAGGAAAAUUCAAGAUUAUUCCAUCACAUCGCAAAAAUGCAUCAAACCUGAGCAUUGAAAUAACUGAACUGCCUGUUGGCGAAUGGACGAACAGGUAUAAACAAAACACUCUGAAUGAUCUGCAAUCAAGAGGACUAAUAAGUGGAUUCAAGGAGUAUCACACUGAAAGGGGUGUUCGAUUCGUGGUGGAGUUAGGUAGAGAUUUCACCGCGCGCUGUCGAAAAACUGCUGGUCGGCAUUCGGAACUUAUGAAAAAGUUCAAACUAUCCACGACGAUAACGACAAAAUCGAUGGUCCUAUUCGACCCAUACGGUCAUCUCAAGAAGUACACUUCAGUAGCAGAUGUGAUGCAUGAACAUUUUCAAGUUCGAAAACAAAAAUAUAAGGAAAGGAAACAGUACGAAACAAAAAUGUUAGACGCUCAGAAGAGACGAGUUGAGAAUCAGCUAAGAUUCGUAGAGGCAAUUGUCAGUGGUGAUGUUCGUCCAAGUGGAAAAAGCAUGGCGGAAUUGGAAAAUGAAUUACUGAGCUUGGGUUUUGAAGUAGAUCCGAUGAGAAUAUGGAAGGAUAAGGAAGGUGAUCUUUCAUAUCUAACAAACCUACCUUUAAGUCGACUUACGGCAGAGGAGAUAGACAAGCUCAAAAAUCAAGUAGAGACAACACGAAGCAAGUUUGAGAAGACUGUCCAAACAUCGUGGCAAGAUUUAUGGAUAGCUGACUUGAGAGCUCUUCAACGGGAGGUGGACAAUUCUUCUCGAAACGCAUUAUAUUGA
Molecule: messenger RNA, 1533 nt
Organism: Necator americanus (New World hookworm)
Lineage: Eukaryota; Metazoa; Nematoda; Chromadorea; Rhabditida; Ancylostomatidae
Exons: 13
Coding region: 1-1533 (510 amino acids)
Biological process (GO): sister chromatid segregation; resolution of meiotic recombination intermediates; DNA topological change
Cellular component (GO): nucleus
Molecular function (GO): ATP binding; DNA topoisomerase type II (double strand cut, ATP-hydrolyzing) activity; DNA binding
Source: RefSeq, a predicted model, not a curated record